AUGCGAGGAACAGUUGAGCACUGCUCUGCCUAUGCUAUUUUAGCACCGUCUGCACGUCCCUUGGCGGAUCUCGAGUAUGCCGACAAUAUAGUAAUAUUCGCUUCUAACAUCGCGAAGUUACAACUUGUUAACCUUGUAUCGAAAUUAGCUGCAGCCUACGGACAUGGAAUGCAAGCAGAUGUGGGUUGUAAGCUGAAGAACGAUGACAGCUACGACAAAGAUAUUCAGCAAAGAUACGCUAAAGCUAAUUCGGCAUGUCGGCGUGCAACUCAUUGA
Molecule: messenger RNA, 276 nt
Organism: Necator americanus (New World hookworm)
Lineage: Eukaryota; Metazoa; Nematoda; Chromadorea; Rhabditida; Ancylostomatidae
Exons: 2
Coding region: 1-276 (91 amino acids)
Source: RefSeq, a predicted model, not a curated record